CAUUAAUAAAUUGCUUUAUUUGUGCUUAGAAAAUGUCUGAAUUUUCAAAUGUUGGUUAUGUUCAGCCAUGAUGUAUUUUGUUCCAUAGUAUAUGGUGUGUAAUAUAUUAUGUGUUACACUUGACUGUAGGUAUAGAUAUAGUUCAUUACAUGUUGCCAAACGAGUGCCUUGUUAUAUCCAAACGCGCACGCUCGCACGUGUAUCCAAUAAAAUUAUGGAAAAAUAUGAAGUUUUAAAACAAGUGGGCGAGGGAUCUUUUGGACAAGUAUACAAAGCAAAGAAACGAUCUGACGGUGAAAUCGUAGCUUUCAAAGUAAUCCGAAAGCGUGGUAGAUCAUUCAAAGAACUAAAGAGUUUGCGUCAAGAAUGUGAAAUUCAACGUCAUCUUCAUCAUCCAAAUAUAAUACAAAUGCUUGAUUCAUUUGAAACAGAAAAUGAGAUAGUAGUUGUGACUGAGUACGCAGACAAGGAAUUGUAUGAGAUAUUAGGUAAAGCAGGUCGUUUGUCGGAACAAAGGGCACAAGUAAUAGCUUGUGAUCUUGUGUCUGCACUUUACUACUUGCAUUCCAACAGAGUAUUACACAGGGAUCUUAAACCACAAAAUGUACUUCUUGAAAGCAAUGGAGUUGCAAAGUUAUGUGAUUUUGGAUUUGCUCGCAGUAUGAGUACAGGGACGCAUGUAUUAACUUCUAUAAAGGGAACGCCACUGUAUAUGGCUCCAGAACUUAUAGAAGAACGCCCUUAUGACCAUAAUGCAGACUUGUGGUCCUUGGGUUGUAUUGUGUAUGAACUAGUUGUAGGGUCUCCACCUUUUCAAACAACUUCUAUUCUACAUUUAGUCAGAUUGAUAAGAUUUGAAGCGAUAAAGUGGCCUGAUUACAUUUCUCAAAAUUGCAAACAAUUCUUACAGGGUUUGCUACAAAAGGAUCCUUCGCAAAGGUUAACUUGGCCAGCUCUUUUAGAUCAUCCUUUUGUCAAAAAUAGAAUAGUAAUAGUAGGUGAAAUUGGGCCUACACCAUUCACUACACCUUUAUCCGCAAGUCAGGCUAGAGAGAAACAGAUGCAACUACAGAACUUGGCAGUGCAACCCACCAAUCAUCAAUCAAAAUUUUUGGAGAAAGCUAUUAAAAAGUUACAAGAGCAUGAAAGAACAAUCGAAGAACGUCGCCAGAAAACAUUUACAUCAAAUCCGCGCUAUCCGAUACCACACGGAUAUUGUCAACAUGAAAUGAACCAAUGUUAUACUUUACGACAUAGCGAACCAAGCGGAACGGAUUCUAGCACUAGUGUCGAUGUAUUAUUAGGAAAUCUUAGUUUAAGGGCAUCGUUGAAAAGCGACUUACUCUCAGCGGAUCAUGCAUUGUGUCGAAGUGAUUGUCCAAACACUACGAAUUCAACAAAUAAGCAAACUGUUCUAACGUUUGAUCAGAUGUCAAACGUUAAAUUACCGAUUCGUUUAAGUGAACGAAACUCGAAACAACAUUCGGAAGAAGAGAAAUCAGAAAAGAAUUUUGAACUAAAAACUACCGGUGGUAAUAAAUUGAAUCUCGUGCAACAGAUCGCUCCUCGAGAAGUCGAAACGAUUCAAUCAGAAAGGGACCGUGAAAACGACGAAUACGUAUAUGAUCAACAACUACGUUCCCGAAGAUACGAUUCAGCAGCUAAUGCUGGACUAUCGUGUAACAACAGAAUACCUGACUGGAAUCCGAAGGCUGUCGAUAGGCCGAUCGAAAACGAAGAAUGGAUAGCGUUUUUGCAACGAUCCAUGGAGGAAAUUAUGGAGGGUGAAGUAGGAUCGUUGCUUCAACAAAACUGCGUGUCGGUAUUUGUAUCGCCAUUAAGGAAUCCAGCAGCCAGUUGUCGCGUUGUCGAAUACGUCGCUUGUCUUUUGUCUUUACCAUUCGUUGUAUCGGUAACGAAAGAUUCUCUCGAGAAGAUCACGCAAGUAUACUUGGAUGUUAGAGUCGUACCGAAUCUCGUUUACUCUCUGAAACUUUUAAUGUCCGAACGUUCCGAGUUCGAACUGGACAAAAAGUCUGAACCAACAAAUGCAAACACCAGAUCAGCAUCUACGCUAUCCGCGGACGAGCUACAAACUCUAGAAUACAUGAUGCUUGUACUUUGCAGAUUAGUUUACAAUCGACAACAAUUUCUCACUCAAUUCUGCGACGCCGUUUACAUCGUAAACGGAGUAACGUUGUUACAACAAUUGUUGAGUUUGGAAAAAAGAAAAGCGCGCGUGGUCGUAGACCUCGUUGCGAUUUUAAGCAACAUAUUACGUUCUCAACCAGAAAAUGCUCAUCUUGUGGAAAAAGUUGUAUUGCAUUCGCACUUAUCGGGAAAUUCGAUAGAGCAGCUCGGUAAACUGCUCACGCAUCGACAAACGAUACUCCGAAUGAGAACAUGUCAGCUGAUUAGACUCUUAGCCAGAUUUUCUUGCAGAGCCUUGCAACAAAUCUGGUGUAAGUCUCUGAAGAAUCUAGUAGAAAGUUUAAUCCUUGACAACGAUCAGUGUGUGAGGCUUGCCGCCGAAGACGCAGUCAAGGAAUUAAAGGAAUUGAUGUACUACAAUCAACAAAAUCCUGUUACUUGAUGCAUUUCAUUCUUCGAAUAUUUUAACAUUUAUUUUUUUUGUACUUGACAAAGCAACAAAUUAUCUUUUUUUUAUCAAAUUAAACACAAUUCCAACGUUAUUAUUCAUUUUAUUAUUCAACACAGCGUCAAACUAAAUGCUACUAUAGUAAUUUAUUAACUUUGAUAUUACGAUUUAGUGAGCAGCCACUCGAUGGAUAUAUCGUCCGAUGAAUCAUCGCUAUCCGUGGUUACAUUCAUUUGCCGUUUGUUACAUUCCUCUUUGUACAUUUCUAUUAACUUCAGGGUAUCCUUUCCGCUGAGUCCUUUUCGUUGACCAAGUUCUGUUUUCUCCUUCUGUAGAAUAUAAACGUUGAGCAUAAA
Molecule: messenger RNA, 2955 nt
Organism: Bombus pascuorum
Lineage: Eukaryota; Metazoa; Arthropoda; Insecta; Hymenoptera; Apidae
Gene: fu
Product: serine/threonine-protein kinase fused
Exons: 10
Coding region: 92-2593 (833 amino acids)
Biological process (GO): protein phosphorylation
Cellular component (GO): cytoplasm
Molecular function (GO): ATP binding; protein kinase activity
Source: RefSeq, a predicted model, not a curated record